UUGCUGAUGCUAGAAGGCACCGGUGAAGAAGGCAAAGCGUCAUACAAGAUUACAAUCACAGGAGAAGAAGAACAGUCGAAGGUAGAUUCUGAGACAGGGCGAGAUCUGGACGAAGCUCCAGGUAUGUUCUAACUCCUUUGAUGUAUGUAUUCCGAAGAACACUCUUAGAUAGAUGAUCAUGUUUGUUGUAUUGUACCCAACUAUAUAUACCUUACUCCAGUGUAGUGAUCGAGUUAAGAGUCUGCUGAUACCGAAAAUGGAGAUGGAUAGAAUUAGCAGUUUACCAAAUGAUGUCACAGAAAAGAUUUUGUCAUGUAUGCCGCUUAGGGACGCAGUGAGGACAAGUGUUUUAUCCAGCAAGUGGAGGUACAAGUCGGCCAUGCUUCAAGAUCUAGAAUUUGAUGAGUGUGUCUGGAGAAGAAGCCAAGAUUGGGAGUUUCAUGAUGAUGAUUAUCAAAUCCACACCUUUGGGAACAUGAUUGAUCAUGUGCUCUUAGUUCAUAUUGUCCCCAUACGCAAGUUCAAGCUAUGCUGUACUAUGGAUGAGGUAGCCACUAGAGAUAUUGAUCGAUGGAUGACCCAUCUAUCAAGAAACUCUAUCAAAGAGUUGACAAUUAAGCUUUGGGUAGACCAUGAAUACAACAUUCCAUUCUCUCUGUUUUCAUGUCAAGGUCUUUCUCACUUAGAGUUACUCAAGUGUUUGCUCAAACCUCCGUCAACCUUCAAAGGGUUCAAGAGUUUGAAGAGUCUUCAACUCCACGCUGUUGACGUGGCCCAAGAUGCGUUUGAUAAUUUGGUUCGUUGCAGUCCUCUGCUUGAGAGAUUAACAUUGCGAUAUUGUGACGGUGUCACCAAUCUCAUAAUUGAUGCACCAAAUCUCCAAUAUGUGCACGUUUUAGGUGUCUUUAAUGUCAUUAACCUUGAGAAUGCUUCAAGUAUUACUGAGGCUGAAAUUUGUAUGAUCAUCCAUAAUGACGAAAUAGGGGUUCCUGCCAGUUGGAUCCCUGCUUGCAAUUCUAGCAAUUUGCUCAAGAUCUUUGAUCACCUACCUCAUAUUCGAAGGCUUGGAAUUAAGUGGCGCUUUUUAGAGUAUUUGUCUCUGGGCUCUUUGCCAGAAAAGCUCGAUAAACCAUGUCAAUAUCUGAACGCUCUUUCUAUAGACAUAUGCUUCGACGAUCCGGAUGCAAUUCCAACUGCUCUAUGCCUUCUGAGAAGCUCCCCUGCAUUACAAGAGUUAGAAAUUGUGAUGGAUCGGAGAGAGAAACUCGAAAGGAUACACUCUGUUGUCGAAGAAGUGAAGUCUUCUUGUUUGGAUGUGAGCUACAAUUGCACACUUUCUCAACUUCGACUUGUGAAAAUAACUGAAAUCUCUGGUGUUAAAGCUGAACUAGAUUUCAUCAGAUUUCUACUUUUAAGUUCACCUCUUCUUGAGAGAAUGACUAUCACGCCUCCUCGAUUUCCUGAGCGUGCUACUGUGGAUGGUUUUCCAAAACUAGUAAAAGAGCUACUCCAGUUUAAACGUGAAUCAAAGCAUGCGGAGAUUAUUCUCCUGGAUCCAUAAUUCAUCAAUGAAUUGAAGCAGCUAAGAGGUUCUAGACUUCUUGUAGAAAUGAAUUUGGCUUGUAGUUUUCCCUUUUGGUACAAGUCUAAAGUGUCUUUAUAUCAAGAAUUCCACUGUCAUUAUUAGUUGAAUUUGCUUAAGAAAUUAUGUAUCAGGUUACAUUUUCUGUCAAGAGUAAUGAAAUGUCCGAACCUAGUAAGAAAAGUUUGGGUGUAGUAGCAGUCUCUUUAAUGUAAUAACAAUGUCGGUUCAUCAUCAGAAACCCUUCUCAGCUUAAAUAGAUGGUUUCAAUGGCUGUGUAUCUUUGACAUGCAAAUAAUUGAUGAGAAGUCAUUGAACA
Messenger RNA from Rosa rugosa (rugosa rose), 1901 nucleotides. RefSeq names its product F-box/FBD/LRR-repeat protein At1g13570-like. The coding region runs from base 173 to 1561 and encodes 462 amino acids. Gene Ontology annotation, molecular function: protein binding. The record is from RefSeq and is a predicted model, not a curated record. The transcript has 3 exons. NCBI's taxonomy places the organism in Eukaryota, Viridiplantae, Streptophyta, Magnoliopsida, Rosales, Rosaceae.